GUAGAGGGAGGAAGUUUUAUGUAUGGGCAGUUCCGGGCUGUGUAUUUUGUAUCAGUGACAAGUCCUGCAGGCAGUUAGACACAUUCAUUGCAGAAUGUCUGUGUGGCUGAGCCGCUUGUGUGUGUCAGUGAGAUCAGUGAGUGCCCAGCAUGUAGGCUCUGGGUUCAGUAGGAGCUUGCACUCUCUGGCAGGACCAAGCAUCAAGCUUCCCAGGACAUUACAAUACCCAGGACACAGCACCAGGAGCAGCAGGCAGGGCGAGAUACGUCUAAUAGACACAAGUAAACAGGAAUUCCAACUUUCUCACUAUGAUUAUCUGUCCUGAUCAUUUCUAAUUCAGAGAAAUAUUCUUAGUCUUAUAGUCUCAUACCACUCUAGUUCAAUCUUCUAGGACAGUGGUUGGCAACCUUUUAGCAGCACAGUGCUGAAAUAAGAUUGUAAUGUCCCAUAGCGUGCCAGUCCUAUUUUUAAAAUUGAGGUGUGCAUGUUGCCGUAUUCGUCUUGGCUUAUUAUAUACUGCAGUUGCUUUGUAUCGUUGUAUUUGUGUACAUGAGCUAUUAUAUUGUAUAUGUUCAUGAGUAGUUUGUGGCAUUGUGUAUGAUACCUAUGAAUGUCGGCUGUGUAUGGGGGCUGCUUGUGGAAUUGUGUGUGUGGAUAUCACAUUUUGUGUUUGGUAGUGUGUGUAUGUUUGGGGUAUUGCAUGUGAGAGACUGCAUGUGGGGUUGUGUGCAUGCAUAUGGAUUGUCAGUGUUGUUGAGUUUGUGUGGGUAGGCUGCUUUUAUUUGUAUGAGGAGUUGUUUAUUCUGCAGCUCUGUGUAUAUGUAGCAAUAUGCGUGGCAGUGGGUACCAUGUCAAGGGCAGGAGCUGCAAAAGCUGCCGAGGGCUGCUCUACUACAGUGUGGAUUCCCAUUCACAAGUGCUGGGAGGAAGUGAUCUGAGAUCACCUUCUAUGUGCUGCAAUGCAUAAAUUGAGGAUUGUCCUUCACCACCUUUUCGUAUUAGCAGAAAUCUUAAGUUUCACUGGGACUCCUUAUAGGCCAGAGCCUAUUUGGCUCUAGCAGCCUUGAGUGCCGUGCAAAGACACCUCGAGUGCCGUGCAUGGCACUAGUGCCGUAGGUUGCCUACCCCUGUUCUAGGAGCAAGUAAAUUUAUCAGGAACAGACUGUGAAGGUCAGGCAUAGCUAGGCCUUAAUUAUACAUUGUUUGCAGCUACCUGCUAGUAAUACAAACUGUAGAAAAAAAAGCAUUUUGUAAUAGUUUUUUUUUUCUAAAUACAAACCAGAAAUCUACUAGCAGGUUUUUAUUUCUUUUAAAGUGACAUAUUAUUGUUUGUUUUGUUGUUUUUUUUUUUUUACUUUUUUCUUUUAUGGAGGUAAAAGUUAAAAUGUAAUACUGCCUCAAUAGUUGGUGGCUUCUACCGACCAUAAAAGUGUGGAGCAGGUUUUUUUGGGGUUUUUUUGCAUUGUGCCUACUAUUGGGAGUUGAAUGCUGUCUUUGCAUUUGGGCAUUAUGGAGGAGAUUUGUCAAAUCAAAAAAUGCGGUGCUAUUCCUGGGAACAGUGCUAAAAAAGGAGCAAUUAUCAUGGAAACCAAACAAAUAACUCUAAUUUAGCAGUAGCACUUUGCACCCAAAACAGUACCUAUUUAGUCUUGAUUAAUCUUUCCUUGUAAAUCUGUGCAAGUCCAUCUUCUCCCAUUUGUAAUUAAUUGAUGUUUUGUAGGCAGUGAUACAGUAAACAACACUUUUGCAAAGUAGUCAUAGGUGCAAUACAUACAUUGUAUGUACGUACGUUCGAUAUUCUGACUUUAAAUUAAUAGGAAAUCAAAAGAGAAUAACAGAAUGGCAAUACAUAAUUAAAACAGAAACACAAAGUCAUAGUACACAAGGUCUCGUAUUGUAUUUGUAGUGAAAGAAAGAAUCAUACAUCCAUGGGCCUACCCAGUACCCCCUUCCGCUCGAUGGACAUUUCUCAGGUGAGCCUCGACCCUCCCUAUCCUCAGCCAACAUUCACCUCCAACUCUUUAUUUUUUUUUCCCUCCCGUCCCUAAAUUUUAAGUUUAUUUCAUUGUGUGUUUCGACUUGUACAAUUACCAUGGCUGCCAUGGUUGAUCUAAUUUGACUUGCUGAGUAUCAGUACACGUUAGUUCAUAAAUACAGUUAAGAUUAAAGAAACACUGCUGAAGGAUCAGGAACACAAACAUGUAUUCCUGACCCUAUAGUUUUAAUAUCACUAUCUAGACCACCUGACCUCCUCUUGUCCCUCUAAAUAUUGUAAAAUCUUACCUUUGUUGCAGUCUGCUGCUGGCCUAUGAUCUGCCUGCUUGACUGACAUCAUCAGAAGUGGUGCUCUGAGCCAAUCACAAUGCUUUGCCAUAGGAAAGCAUUGGGUUGGCUGAGACUGUCAAGGAGGCAGCUCAAGGGCAGAGCCAGCACAAGUCUAACACUGCCCUGGCCAAUUAGCAUCUCUCAUAGAAACGCAUUUAAUAAAUGCAGAGGGUGGCGAUACUAAAUUGCAGCACUGUCCCAGGAAGCUCCUCUAGUAGCCAUCUAAGGAGUGGCCAGUGGAGGUAUCCCUAGGCUGUAAUGUAAACACUGCUUAUUUUUUUUUUUUUUUUUAAGUGUUUACUGCAAAAAGCCUGAAGGGAAUGAUUAUACUAACCAGAACAAAGACAAUAAGCUUUAGUUGUUCUGGUGACUAUCGUAUCUUUUUAUUCCUAUAUACUAAACAAUGUAGUGAAGGGGUCACUCCCUCUUUCCAAUUAAGAGCUAUAAUGUUUUGUGCUGCUAGCGACAUAUGUGCAUGCAAUAUUCUAUGUGGGCUGCUUGUGUUUUUCUCUGGCAUGAGUAAAAGGUAUCUAAAGGGCUCAAAGGACACCUUUGAAAUUGACAUUACUGUCAAUACCUCCUCCACCUCCCUCAAAAUGGGCUGUAUUCUUUUUUUUUUUUUUGCCCACAUCUCCAACAAUUUGGCAAAACUGCUGAGUGUAUUUUGUGAACAUGAGAUGUGGGUUAGGUAGCAGUGAUAAACUAAUUAGUGAUGAGCCUCCACUUGGUGGUAACACCUUUUAACUCCCUUGAGAGCCCCUAAUGAACUAAGUGAGUCCCACUUAGUAAAAUUGUUACCACGGUCAUCUUUCCAUCUUUUUUGGAAGGGAUAUAUGCGGUUUGGCAGGAUUUCCUCUAGUACGCUAUACCACAUUGAUAAUGCUUUAGGCUUCAUUGGGUCUCCCCAGGAUCUAUUCAUAAACAGCUGAAAUUGGAGAGAUAUCGUGCAAGAAGGUUUUGCUAGUGUAACAAGGUGGAAGUUAAGUAAACUUUUGAUCUGCAGAUAUGGGAACAAAUAACCCAGGGGUAGGUUAAAAGAGGCCUGGAGACAUGGAUACACUUGUAAUUAAACUUGUGAGAAUAGUUGAGAUAUGUGCAUAAUAUCCACAUCCCAUUAUCUCUGUAAUGGUAUGUGGUGUUCAUAGCAUCUCUAGUAGACAGAGGAUCUGAACUGAACCCUUCACCAUAUCGACCCAUUGUAACAUGCCCUUGGGAGUAUGUAUGGAUAUCAUCGAUUGUAGCACUGCUGCUUUGCAAUAUAAGAGUAUGUUUGGUACUCCCAUGCUUUUUCGAUAAAAAGGUUGUUGGAGUGGUGUUAGCGGGAGUGUAGCCUUUCGGUUUUAAAAAUAGACACAUUUAUUGGAACCCAAAUGUCCAGCAGCAACAUUUCGACCAGAAAAGUAUUUUUCGAACUUGAAAAAGAAUGUUCUGAUCGAAACGUUACUGCUGGACAUUUAGGUUUGUGACGGACCGCCUGGCACUCCGACUGGGUACCUCCAUCAAUCACUGCUUCCUAGUACUUACGAGUACUGUAAGCAGUAGUGUAUUUAGGAUUUGUGCUGCCCUAGGCAGGACGGUGCUUGUGGACCCACCCCACACCCACCCUAAUUUAAAUUUUCCCCACCCCUUCCUGUCAAGGCUGCUCUUUGACUGACAGAUGCUCACUAACUUACAGACGCUUACUCUCGUUGAUAAAUGCAUACACUCACUGACAGACACACACUCUUAUAUACACUGACAAACAAGGACGACGCACACUCACUGAAAGACGCACACUCGCUGACAGAGGCACGCACUCGCUGACAGAGGCACGCACGCGCUGACAGACGCACGCACUCAUUGACCGACACAUACACACACACACACUCACUCAUUCAUUCACUCAAAUUCACUGACACACACACACAUUUGCCCCACUCACUAUUAUUAUUAUUAUUAUUAUUAUUUUUUUAUUAUUUUUUUUUAAAUUAAAAUCUGUCCAGCCUCCCUACUUUUGGGAUAGCUGGGUGGAUUUUUCACCUGGGGUCCAGUGGGGUUGCUGGGCAGAGAGGCGGACAGGUGGGCGGGCACUCUUCGGCGCGCUAGGGAGCUGAGCAGAAUGCUCAGGGGAAAGUGCUCCCUUGCUAACAGCUUAGUGUGACUGCCUGCCCGUGAAACAACCGCCCGCCGGCUCCCAUAAAACGAGGCAAACAUGAUAUUUGCCUGGGCAUUUGGGGGCGGCGUUUUUUACCGUCCCCCGGGAAAUUGCCGCCCAAGGCAAAUGCCUUGUUUGCCUCGUGGUAGAUCCAUCACUGACCAUAAGUACUCUCCUGGAGCACCAUAACCACCGUAAAACCCACGAACCGCCGCAGCUUGGUUGGGGUCUCGCCGUCCUCCACCCACCCUGGGCCCAAGACCAGGAUCCAGCUUCCAGUGGGUAGACUAGUCCAGAGGGCAUAGCAGGAACAGCUCUUAGAAGAGCUAGUGAUUAUACUCAGGGGAGUAUUGUGAUAUAGCAAUCCCCAAAGUGUUUGUAGUUCUCCAAUCCCCCAAACAUGAGCCAAGACUUCAUAAAGGAGUAAAGCAUUCUGUUUAAUGGAAGCCACAGCUGGCCUUUUAUGCAAGUCCCCAAGCAAGGUGUACGCCCAUAUGGACCUUGUUGGAGACAGGGACACAAAUUUAACAACAAGGUUACAAAGUGUGACACUCCCUAUACAAACAUACAAUCCCGUCUCUCUGCCUGGGAGAUAAUUGACGCAGAUACUACAUUAUCCCAAUUAUCUCCAGGCAGAAAAACACAUAAUUUACAAAACCCCAAAAACACACAAAACCCCACAAUUAUAUCCCCUGAUAGCCCUGAAAUGGGUGACCAGCAUAUCCAAAAAUCACCCAGAUCAGUUCAGAGGUUCAGGAUUUCUAUGGAAGUCUCAUUUUGAUCGACUGCACGCAUGGUUUCAUGCCCACAAUAGUUCCAGAGAAUCAGGCUGUGUGGCCGGUCUACUUCAAGGAUUUGAAAUAACGUUUGAAUUACCGAACAAAGCUGUUCGUGGAUAUAGUCUACGUAUGUGUUUUGUUCUGGGGUAUCUUCUUACCAAACACCGUUUGAAUAGCCAAACAUCCCUGGAAGGUAAAGUUUUAGUGGUGUUCGUGCUGUCGAGUGUCCAAGGGUCAUGAUGUUCUAAUACCAUCCUCUGGUCUCGACGUCCAGUUCCUUUAUGGUUUCUCCAUUAAAAUUGCGCUCAAAGCCCUGCACUGCAGCCUUUUCAACCAGAGACAGAAACUAGUUCUCAUACCAACGAGCUGAAUAUGGAUUUGCAGAUGCUGUCACUAUUGCUAUGUUGAUUAGUGCUGCAAAUACCCAGCAGUAAUCAUCACAAUUCCAUGCUUCUAAAAAAGUUUAAAAGAUUGUUUUAUUUUACUCGUUUUUUUAAAUAAAAUGAGGCAUAGUGUAAUAUAAUGAUACAGUGCUAAUGGCACAAAAAAUAAACAGAGUACUCCUUUAACAUGUAUUUGAUUACAGAUCUGACUUUGAACUUGCAUCACACCUGUGGCUUUUCAACAAACGUUGGCAAAACUAUCCAAUAUGAAGAACUUAAAAACUUGGUGAAAGAAGGAGUUACCCAUAUUGAUGUGCGGGAACCGUGGGAAGUAAAAGAGUAUGGCGUAAUAAAGGGAUCAAUAAACAUCCCAAGUAAGUUAGAAAAUACUUGUUUGUUCACUAAACCGUAAUUUGUGAUCAGUUGAUGUUAAAGGGACACUUUACUUACCAAAACAGCUUAAUGAAGCACUUUUGGUCUAUAGAUUUGCUUUUUAGGCAGUCCCCCGAUCGUUAUUAGCUUAGUAGAUGAGUAUUCCUGACUGGAAGGUGCUGUGCCACCCACCGGCGUUAAAGCCAACCUUUUGCAGGAUGGAAGGGGUUAACAGAGAUAUAACAUUUCAAACAAAACAGCUGAGUGAGCGAAUUUGGCCAUAAUUCUUGGUUUACUGUCAUCAACUGCUAACAACCAGUAUAUAUACAUAUUUUUAUAUUUAAUAACGUUAAGAAAGGACAUUUUAAAAGCCUUAAAAACCACUAAGGCGCCCAGACCACUUCAUCUUGAUGAAGUAGUCUGGCUGCAGUGGACUUAAUUUUAACCCUGCAAUGUGAACAGUUUCUACAAAACUGCAUUUUUUUACAUUGCUGUCUUCCUGACAUCCAAUAGAGGUGCUAACCUUGUGAAAACAGAAUCUGACUUGGUUCUCCGUCAAAUGCUGCUCCUAGAGAGUAUUUUAUUGGCCCAGUGAGGCGAUUUGCCUCACAUGCACACUAGCCUCCCAUUGAUUCGCUAUGGGGAAACAUUGGAUUGGUUGAGAUCUCCGCCAGGGAAGUGGAGUAGCAGGACUUAGACCAGCACGGCGAUGGAGUUAAAGUAAGUUACCCUGGCUUUUUACUUCGAGGAGCCUAUUAAUCUAAAUAGAUAUCCGGACACUACAGAUUAAAGGACCACUAUAGUGCCAGGAAAACAUACCCGUUUUCCUGGCACUAUAGUGCCCUGAGGGUGCCCCCACCUUCAGGGUCCCCCUCCCGCCGGGCUCUGGGGAGAGGAAAGGGGUUAAAACGUACCUUUCUCCAGCGCCGGGCGGGGAGCUCUCUGCCUCCGAUCCCCCUCCUCUCCUCCCUUUCGGCUGAAUGCGCACGCGCGGCAAGAGCUGCGCGCGCAUUCAGCCGGUCUCAUAGGAAAGCAUUUACAAUGCUUUCCUAAGGACGCUUGCAUGUUCUCACUGUGAUUUUCACAGUGAGAAUCAAGCAAGCGCCUCUAGCGGCUGUCAAUGAGACAGCCACUAGAGGAUUUGAGGGCUAGAUUAACCCAUUUAUAAACAUAGCAGUUUCUCUAGCUGGGCCUGGCACCCAGACCACUUCAUUAAGCUGAAGUGGUCUGGGUGCCUAGAGUGGUCCUUUAAGGAAUACAUGUUUUGUAUUCCUAAUGUUGUAGUGUUCAUUUUGUUAUAUGUUGAAUGGGAAUAAUCUUUAAAGAUGAACACCUCAUUUUCUUCAUUUUGUUUUCCAGUUGGUGACAUAGCUGCUGCAUUGCAGAUGAGCCCCAGUGACUUUGAGGAGAAAUAUCAUCAGAAGCUGCCAGAUAAGUCAGACACAGUAGUAUUUUCAUGUCUGGCUGGAAUUCGAAGCAAGAAAGCAUUGGAUGUAGCAAGCUCAUUAGGAUUUAAUCAGUAUGUAUUUCAUCAAGCACAUGAUGGUUUCCAAACAUGCAUGAGAGUUAGAGGAAUUACAAGGUGCCACACGUUCCCUGGCCCACCCCCAUUGUAAGCAGUCAAACGGUUUGACUUCUUACCUGGCUCCUAAGGAGCUUUCAGUAGCAGAGCAUCUCUGGCACCAUAACUACUAAAUGGCUUUUUUCAUGAAAGAAAACUAAAAUAUGUACAACACUAUAUGGCAACUGACACAUGCUGUGUUCCAGCUGAAGGGUCUUCGUUUGGAAUAGCUGCUGCCAGCCAAACAAUUGAAAGAUACACUAGAAAGGCAAAACCAGUAUAUUUAUCUACUGAAAAUGAUGCUUUAAAUCACUGCUUGACAAAUUUCACUAGAAUCUGGAAAAACUUUAAUCAACAACAGGCACAACUUACUAGCUGCCCUCAAAUACCUAAUAAAUCAUUCACACUCAAUAAGCCAUGAUUUAUAUUACACACAGUGUGUGGGAGUUGUUCAGAAGGGGAUUUGUUUGAUCUCUUCUGACCAGCAUGAAGAUAAAAAUGUGUAUAUUGUCAUGGUGACCUGGCAUAGUGGAUUUGUCAGGGCCUUAUUUAAAGAUUAUUUAGGUAAUGUCCUCUUUUUUGUCUUGAAUUUAACCCCUUAAAGGACCACUAUAGUGCCAGGAAAACAUACUCGUUUUCCUGGCACUAUAGUGCCCUGAGGGUGUCCCCACCCUCAGGGACCCCCUCCCGCCCGGCUCUGGAAGGGGGAAAGGGGUAAAAACUUACCUUUUUCCAGCUCUGGGCGGGGAGCUCUCUGCUUCCUCUCCUCCUCCGUUCCUCCUCCUGGGCUGAAUGCGCACGCGCGGCAAGAGCUGCGCGCGCAUUCAGCCCGUCACAUAGGAAAGCAUUUACAAUGCUUUCCUAUGGACACUUGCGUGCUCUCACUGUGAAAAUCACAGUGAGAAGCACGCAAGCGCCUCUAGUGGCUGUCAAUGAGACAGCCACUAGAGGAUUAGGGGGAAGGCUUAACCCAUUCAUAAUUAUAGCAGUUUCUCUGAAACUGCUAUAAUUAUGAAAAAAUGGGUUAACCCUAGAAGGACCUGGCACCCAGACCACUUCAUUAAGCUGAAGUGGUCUGGGUGCCUAGAGUGGUCCUUUAAGGACCAAACUUCUGGAAUAAAAGGGAAUCAUGACAUGUCACACAUGUCAUGUGUCCUUAAGGGGUUAAAGGAACACUCCUAACAUCUGACAUGCAAGCACGUAUCCCUAAAAUUAGCGUUAUACUUUCUAGAUUAGAAAUGAUAGACUUUUAUUUACCUUAUAAUGCCAGAUGCGUCAUUCUUGCAGCAGUUGCUGCUCCACAUUGCUGUUUUUUUCUUUUGAUGCGGAAAAUGGUAGGGCAAGUCUGCAGCUUUUCCAAUCGUUUUUUUUUUUUAUAUAUAUAUAAAACAAUGAAACAGCUGUUCAUCGGUAGUUUAAUGGCUCUUCAUCUUUUCCUAAGUUGUGUUUCAAAGCUGUUGUAUACAGCAAACACAGACUCAAAGGGAAUCCAUGUUUAAAAUGGAAUGAGGCAAAAAUUUGAUUCUUUGUUAAACUAAUUUGCAUAUGCCCACCUAGAAUCCUUUGUGGUAUUAACAUCACUGCAAAAUAUACUAUUUCUGUUGGAAAAGCAAAUCUUAUGGCUUGACUGGUGUGCAGAUUUUUGUUUAACAUUGUUAUAUAUAUAUAUAUAUAUAUAUAUAUAUAUAUAUAUAUAUAUAUACACACACACACACAUACAAGGGGAGGUUGGCUGCACUCACCUGAACAUGCAUAAAUGGGGGUGCUGCUGGGGGCCAAAUUAUACAAUACACAAGAUCCAGCGCACUCACCUAUCCACUAAACAGCAACUUCAAUGUUGAAAGAUUUUAUUAGUUUUUAAAAAAACACCUAAUCUAGGCAAAAAUAAUGGGGCUUUAGUUACAUUAUAUGUUUAUACAUUGCAUAAGCCUGCCACAAUGUCAAUGUACCCCAUUCUUGGCAGGUCCUACACUAACAGCCUUAUGAGAUUAACCCACUUACUUGGGGAAAAAAAUCCAUAACUUUUUCCCCAAGUAAGUGGGUUAAUCUCAUAAGAGCAGACAUUAGGCUGUUAGUGUAGGACCUGCCAAAGAUGGGGUACAUUGAUGUUGUGGCAGGCUUAUGCAAUGUAAAAAAAACCAAAUCUUUCCACAUUGAAGUUGCUGUUUAGUGGAUAGGUGAGUGCGCUGGAUCUUGUAAUAUAUAUACACACACACACACCUGUAAUUAUAUCUUGCAUAAUUAAAUUUGUGUGCGUUUUCAUUUGAGGUAUAUCUACUAAAUAGGGAUUUUUAUAUUUUUUUAUUUAUUUGGGUAGUGGAGUAUUGUUUUCAUUAAAAUAAAGUGUGCUGCAUAAUUAAAAGAGCACUCCAAGCACCAUAGCCACUACAGCCUGGAGUGUUAUAGGGACAUUCCACAGUAAAAUGUCACACCAUUUUAACAACUUCAUUGGGUAACACCAAGUGCCUGUGGAAACAUCCCCUGCAUCCAGUCUGUAGAAUCCAGAUUUCGGUAUAGAGCAAAGCAGGACCAUGCAUCAUUAGCUUAGUGUUAACUGAGCACUCUUGGCAAAUGAGGGCAAUCCUGCAUCCGGUGUCUCCUGCUUAAGCCAUAUUAAACAGGUUUAUUGAAAUUUCUGGUAAUGCAGUCAAAAGUAAACAUAAGACAAAGUAGGGAAUAGACCUACUUUGAUCUCCUAGACCUCGGUGUUGCACUCUUGCACAUGUGUGAAAGUACAUCACUUACGUGUGCUCCUGGCGAAUGAAGCGCCAAGAGCUUAAGAAAUAAGGGGAACAGCAUCUUGUAUCUCACCUCGGCUGGCCCCCUGAGCUACCAUCAGCAUGUCUUUGCACAAUAUUCAGAGACCCCAGAAAGUAACAUAUCCACUUUAAAAUGGUCUGGCAUCUUACCAUUGGACCAGGUUACUCUUGGCACCAUAACCUUAAUCCUCUGCUGUUUUCUUGGUUGUUUUUUCUUUUCUGUUUAUUUACUUUUUCUGGCAGUGCUCAAACAGCCUUUCAAUUUCAGGCACACCCUCUGCUAUUUAUUACACCCCACUCACCCCCCUUUUUCCCUCCCCUUCUCUAACAUCAGUUGUUUUAAGUGUUAAACUCAUCAGAUUGAUGUGUAUUGCUUCAGUCCUGAGGAAGAGAGGGAACUCUCGAAAGCUUUAAAGGACCACUAUAGUGCCACGAAAACAUACUCGUUUUCCUGGCACUAUAGUGCCCUGAAGGUGCCCCCACCCUCAGGGACCCCCUCCCGCCCGGCUCUGGAAAGGGGAAAGGGGUUUAAACUUACCUAUUUCCAGCGUUGGGCGGAGAGCUCUCCUCCUCCGUUCCGCCCCGUCGGCUGAAUGCGCACGCGCGGCAAGAGCUGCGCACGCAUUCAGCCGGUCGCAUAGGAAAGCAUUUACAAUGCUUUCCUAUGGACGCUGGCGUGCUCACUGUGAAAAUCACACUGAGAAGCACGCAAGCGCCUCUAGUGGCUGUCAAUGAGACAGCCACUAGAGGCUUUGGGGGAAGGCUUAACCCAUUAAUAAACAUAGCAGUUUCUCUGAAACUGCUAUGUUUAUUAAAAAAUGGGUUAACCCUAGCUGGACCUGGCACCCAGACCACUUCAUUAAGCUGAAGUGGUCUGGGUGCCUAGAGUGGUCCUUUAAAAUAUUAUGUUAGUCCAAUAAAAAAAGGUAUCAUUGCAUACUGCAAUACUCUGGUAUUUUGGCAAUUUCAGAUAUUUAAACUAAACAAGUAUUUAAAACACUUUUACUUCUGUGGUUACAUUUCCUGUUAAUCUAGACCAGACAUACUACAUACAAAAGAGACAUAUCUGUAGUUAAUUAUGACAAUAGGAUAAUUUAGAACUCUUGUUUAGACCUCAACAGCAACAUGUCUUUUUGACCUUACUGCUUUAUUUAUUUUGCCAUCAUCCAUUCUAAGAAAAUAUUGCUUGAUUUUCUCUGGUAGGCAAUACAAACCAGCUGACCAAAAUUCACCACCUCCAAUUACAAUUUUAAUAAUGACACGGAGGCUCCUAUUAUGCUUUCUUUUAAUUUCCCUCAGCAGCGAAGAGAGAGAUUUAUACAGAAGAGAAAGAAUAAACAUAACAUUGCAUAGUAACAAUGCAACCAAUCCGCAUUCAUCAACUAGUAUAUAAGGUGUAGCACUCCAACACUCUUCCUCUUUCUUCGCUGCUCCAUCAGACCAGCAAAGUACAUUUGCUUCUUUAUACUGUUUGACAAUAACAAAUAUUUUACUCUAUUGGUAAUAUUUCCACUUGAUUAAUAUUAUUUCAAACUGCUUGAUUAUAGGUUUAUUUGGUUUAAUCCUCUAGAGUGUGCCCCUGGGAAUGUGGGAUCUGUGACUAAAGUCAUUCUCCUUCCCCUUGGGGGUCCCUCUCGACAUCCAAAACUUUGCCAACCGAGGGAAGACAUUAAGUGGACCCUAGCUGUGUUUGUUCCCUCCGCCCGCAGGAUACUGCCCGUCGACGUUUAGCGCACAUAUUUUAUUGGUUCCACAUCGCCACCAAUGCCGGCGUCCGUUUUAGUGCGGCCCAAGAGCGGUAAUCUCAGCGCGGUCCGGCGGAAUAGCAGAACAUGGCUCCUAUCAUUGCUAUUGUUUAUAUUGAUGUUUUUUUGCUUUCGGUUUUUUCCUCCUAAUUACUUUAGUUGGGUGGCUGGAUUAAGCAAUUCUUCCCACCUAGAUCUUCCUAUAUCCUCCCUACCUUAGGUUUUUUCAUACAUGCUGGUGGCCUAUACUUGCCCUGAUAACCCCACAGGGCUGGUUGGCAUAGGGCUAUAUAUUAUUUGAAUUGUUGAUCAUCUCUCAUCCUUUGUGGAGAUUCUGUAGCUGUAACAUGCAAGUAUCUGGUGAUGGGCCUGUCGACCACCCUCUGAACGUCAUGGGGACUACUGUCCCUGACCCCUUAGACGAUGCCAACAUGAUCUUCAGAGGAAUUCCAAAGCCUACUGGACCGAACUAUGACAAACUCCAUUAAUAAGGUCUUAACAUCGGCCAUGGGGGUCAUGUCCUCCACAAUUACACAGUCCAUAACUCAGUCAUUGAUGCAAGGGCACCCUACAACCCAGGCCCCUCCACAAACCUCUGAUACGCCCAGCGUACCCUUGCCGGGCCGCAAGGGCCUGAGCAAGAGUAAACACCAUGAUCUCCCUCCACAUAUCAAGGGUGACCCUGGUUUGAAUGACAUGCCUCAGGCUGUCCAAGAUGGCGCACAAUAGAGCCACUGUCCGGGCAAAAGCGGCCAGACAUUGGAAACUGGCAAGGUCCCAUGAGAUCAUGUCCGACUCGGACUAAAGUGAUGAGGAGGGCUCAGAUGAGGUAGAGGUUUCAGAGGAUGAGAACCUCAUGGGGACGCAAUUGGACGCCGCUCCAUCCAAAAAGGCCCUAGGUAACCCAGGUGAACCACGGGACGUUCAGCCUACCCUGGCGUUCGACCCGGAUGACAUGCGCCAACCGUGCUCGGCUUAAUGGGAGCCACCGGAGCAUAUUACACAAUACAUGGCGCUGAGGGUCCGCAAACCCCUCUCCCAGGAGGGCCUUAAUAAACUGAGGGCUGAAUGUCCCCAACCCAUUAUUCUGGACAUGGUGACCAAGACACCUGAAGUCGAUCCGCAGAUCGAACAAUUUUUAUCAAAAACCGUCUGGAAGCCGAAGAAGGGCCUAGACUACUCCUUACGGAAUUGCCAGGAUAAGUUCCUGGACACACUAGGCCCUAUUACUAAACUAUAUGAACUGCUGGAGUCAGCACAAUCGAGUAAAACCCAAAUUAAGACAUAGCGUUUGGAUGGUUGCAAUGCCUGGUGUGCACGGUUGGCAAUGCCAACUCUGCCAUGUCCACAGAACGCAGGAAAGCUAUCCUGCUCAAAAUAGAAUCUAAGCUAGCAUGGCCACCACUGGACCUGGAGUGGCCGCUAAAGGCCUAUUGUUUGGCGAGUCCUUUGUCAAGGGAAGCAAGGAAAUGGAGGUUCAUAUGCCUGCCCUUUGGCCUGUCCUCUGCCCCAUGGUGCUACACGAAAGUCCUGAAACCAGUGGUGACCUUCCUGAGAAUACACGGGAUACGACUAAUCUUCUACUUAGACGAUGUCCUCCUACUGUCACAAACACAGGAACAACUGACCAUCCAUCUCACUUGGACCAUACACAUCCUUAAGAACCUAUGUUUCUUGGUUAACUGGGAAAAGUCAGUUCUACAACAAUCUCAGCGUAUGGAGUUCCUAGGAUUUCGGGUCAACUCCAUCAAACAAGUUCUAUGCCUCCCGGCAGAGAAAAUUUCGAACAUCAAGAAGGAGAUAAAACGAUUGAUGAACCGCCCGGACAUAUCCCUGCGGCAACUAGCGAGGGUCAUCGACCUGUUAGCCGCCUCCAUCCAGGCAAUUUUCCCGGGCCCAUUACGCUACAGGGCUUUACAGAGAUGGAAGGCAUCCUACCUGAGAAGUGGCCAUUUAUACGAAACACGCAUUUUGUUAUACGAGGAAUCCAGGGAAGAAUUAACCUGGUGGCUGGCCCGCAUGGAAUGGGCGAGCAAUUUUCAGAUCCACUCCGGAUCUUGUGAUAAAAUCAGAUGCGAGAGUUUACAGGGCUGGGGCGCAUGUUGCGGUCCCAUUUCCACCAGAGGCAGAUGGUCCACAGAAGAAUCUUUUCUGCAUAUCUAUUGCCCGAAACUGCUGGCAGCCUCGUUUGCCAUUCGCAGUCUCUCUCCCAAGAACAUCUCUUGCUCGAUCCUCCUCAAACUAGGCACAUUUCCGCCAUCCGCUACAUCAACCACCUGGGUUGAACUAAGUCACGAAUGUUAGCAGUAUUGGCCAGAGACUUCGGGCAUUAUUGUCUGUGACAAAAUAUAUCAGUAACAGCGGAACAUAUCCCACGUCUGGAGAAUUACACCGCAGACUGGAACUCCCGUUACAUGAAGGACAUGGGGGAUUGGAAACUUCGGCCGUCUAUAUUCAGGGAGAUUGCCCGCCUCUGGGGGCCAUUGCAAGUGGACCUCUUUGCAUCCAGACUGAACACUCAACUUCUGCGAUUCUUCAGUUGGAGACCGGACCCAGAAGCUACAGCAACGGAUGCAUUCCUCCAAGAUUGGUCCACAAACCUGGCAUAUCAACAACAUUGCAGAGGUACUAUAGUCCUGAUAACCCCAUUCUGAAGGUCACAACCUUGGUUCCUACACCUAUUGGAGAUGGUGAUAGAUUACCCACUAUUGUUACCGGAUCUACCUUUCCUCCUGACCAAUCUGGAUGGGGAGAGUCACGGAUGAAGGACACAUGGCUGCUAUCCAGUUUACAGUUAGAAUCAGUUUUGCGAUUUUGAUUUUCUGUCUUCGGAUCACUACGGAAAGAGGAAGAGUGUUGGAGUGCUACACCUUAUAUGCUAUUUGAUGAGUUGCAAUGUUAUGUUUUAAAAAAAAAAAAAAAAUUAUCUUCUGUAUACAUCUCUCUCUUCACUGCAGAGGGAAAUUAACCCCUUAAGGACAUGUGACAUGUCAUGAUUCCCUUUAUUCCAGAAGUUUGGUCCUUAGGGGGUUAAAUGAAAGAGAAAGCAUACUCGCCUCAGUGUCAUGUUAAUAGUAAAAUCUAGGAAUUCUUUCACAAAGCAUGACCAACAGUAAAACAAACUUCUACUUUUCUCACAACAAAAUGGUUGCUAAUUUGUAAAACUGAAAAAAGGAUAUUUUACACAAUCAUUCCAAACGGUUUUGCAAAAUUUGUUGCAUAUCUUCAGCCUAUACACAUUUCAUUUUGUAUUCUAUUUAUGUAUUAUGAUAAUCAAGUUGAGCUACUGCCUAGGUGCCAGAGAGUCUUUGAUUCCUCUUAGUUUUUAUGCAAGGAAGACCAUAUGAAGGCUACUCAAAGGCAUGAAAACAUAAAACUGACACAAUCUAGCAAGGUUCUUAAAUCAGAAUAACACUACUCUCUCCCCUCUUUCUUUUUUAGAAUUUACAAUUAUGGUGGUGGCUUUGAGGACUGGGCAAGACAUGAACAUCCCCAAAAGAAGUGAUCUGUAUUUUGGAUAUUUUUUAGCUCCACUAGAACCACAGUAUUGUAUCACCGUGCAGCAUAUUCAGAGAAGAAAAAUGAGAAAUGUUAUUUGUACACAAAACACUUAUUGUUACGACCGGUAAAGGAAAAGCUAUAUGUAGAAUUUGAAUAGCAGCAUUGUAUGUCAUGUUUUACUGUUUGGGAUCAAGUGUCAUAUAAACGUAUUGGGGCCUAGUUAUAUGCCAAAAUAAUGUAACUGAAAAAAAUAGCUGAAUGAGUUUUCUCCAGUUUAAAUGUUUGGGACAAAAAGAUGCAAUUCCUGUGGAUAAACUGAUGUAAUUAAUGCUGUUCUAUGCAUAUACAAUUAUAGCAAAGAAUGUAUAUUGACUGUUGGGGCAGUGCAGAAGUUUAUUUUUUUGAUCAAUGCAGUCCUCACAAUUAACCUCUUUCUGUGAUAUUUUGAUUAAAUCUGAUAUAAUAUACUUUGGCAAGGAGGAGGUUUAAUUUCAAUGUUGUGGAAGACCAUGAGAAAUUUGAAGGAAAAAUUAUCAAACUAGUUUUUGCAUCAAAAUUGUUUGUGGCCCAUUUGGUAUAAAAUCAGAAAUUUUUAUCAGCACUCCAAACUUGUAAUUUGUCUGUAGUCAAUUUAAUCUACAUUUCUGAAUUUAUCAAAAAUAUCCAGUCAUGUAUUCACUAAAGUUUGGAUUAUGGAAAAGAGAAUUAUAAAUUUUAGAUCAACAUAGCCACAUAAGGAAAAUGAUCUAAUUUCAGUUAAUCUGGAAAUCUAUAUCAACUGAGCCCAUGGCUCAGUGAGUGCAUGUCACAGCCCAGUAGUACUGAUAUCCCAUACAUUACUAGCUACUCCCUGUAAGUGGUUGAAAUUUGGCACCAAUGUGUGUUGUGUAGUGGUUUAAAAAAAAAAAAAUUCAUACUCAACAGCAUUCAAAUGAACUUUGCUAGCUCCAUAACCAUAAUGCACUGUAAUUGUAGUGCCAUUGUGCCCCCUCCCAUUGUAAAUAGUAAAGCUAUUUUAGAAC
This is a messenger RNA of Pelobates cultripes (western spadefoot toad), 16581 nucleotides long. Lineage: Eukaryota; Metazoa; Chordata; Amphibia; Anura; Pelobatidae. The record is from the annotation of a GenBank genome assembly.